This is a messenger RNA of Meloidogyne enterolobii, 891 nucleotides long. The record is from the annotation of a GenBank genome assembly. Lineage: Eukaryota; Metazoa; Nematoda; Chromadorea; Rhabditida; Meloidogynidae.
UUUUUUCAAAUAUUUUUACAAUUUUCUUUCAUUUUUCCCUUUAUUUUUUUCUUCUCCUCAACAUUUUUUAAACCUCAAUGUUUUGGCAGUAAAAAUAUUUUUUCUUUCUUUUUUUUUCUAUACAAUUUUGUGAAUAUUUUGACAAAUGACUUGGAAGCUUUGGAAAGCUUUGGAAAAGAUUUUUUCUGCUUUUCCUUUUAUUUGUUUGGCAAUUUGCCUUUUUCUUUUUUCUCUUUUAAAAUGCCUGAUGGCGUAGAGCCUCCCCUCCAACUAUUAAUUUACUGGAAAGAAGAAGGAAAGAAAGGAUAUACCAACCACUUUUUUUUUCUGAAAAAUUUAGGAGGAAAAUGGAAAAAUAAUAAAAAAAGGUUUUAAAACAAAGGGGAAGAAAAGUAUUUUUGAUAAAGAUGACAUUUUGUCCUAAAAAAAAAUUUUUUAUGCUUUGGGUUUGAUUUUUUGAAGCUUCAACAGAGUAUUGGAUAAAUAAUUUAAGUAUAGUCGUUAGGUUGUAAGUGUGGUUAAGUUGGUUAGGCUCUGGAAUUUUGUGUCCUGUUUUGAUAAUGGUUCGACUCCGUUAGGAGUUCUAUUAAUUUUUCCACCGCGGAAUAGGUGCUCCAAGGCUGUAAAAGCUUUUGUCUACUGGUUGGUAUACUUUAUUUUAUUUUUGUUGAAGCUUGCUUUAAUUGUUGAAAGCUGCUUCAGCUUAUGGUGCUUCAAGUUUUCAGUUGUAAAAGUUGUUUCUACUUUUUCGGAUUUGCUUCAUUUGUUUUUGUUUCAAGUUUUUGUUUCAGAUUUUUCUGUGUUGCUUCAGAUUUUUUGCUUCAAUUUUUUUGCUUCAACUUUUUGUUUGAAAAUUUCUUCCACCAAAUGUCUACUUUUUUUUUUGUUUAA